Oppiella nova is the source of this 2338-nucleotide messenger RNA. Lineage: Eukaryota; Metazoa; Arthropoda; Arachnida; Sarcoptiformes; Oppiidae. The record is from the annotation of a GenBank genome assembly.
UUGGUUUACAUCGAAAUCGGUUGAGAGGACCAAAGAUGUGAUGAACAACCGAUUCUCAGUGUUUGAUCUGACUUUCAUGGAAUGGGAACAAAGGGAAGUCCUCUUACAUGACAAUAAGGUUUACGUUUGCACUCAAAAGAAGAAUACAAAGAAAGAUACAAAAAAGUUUUCACUCAUCUUCAAAAAGGACAGACUCUCUAUAUUUGUAUUAUAUCGAGACAUUGAGAGGAAACAUGUGGAAGAGUUGUUUAAUUGUGUCAAAUCAAUGCUCAAUCUAUUGGCAGAUGGGAUCAUAUCAAAGAAACCAACAGUUAUUUCUCCCAUUUUGAAAGAGAUCGUUGAUUCGAUGAAAGAACACCACAAUUGGACCGCAGCUCAUAUCGCAGCCAAAGUAGGUUUGGAGCAGUUAUUUGUUAAGAAGUCCCCCUAUAUCUUGGCUAACCUUAACGCUCAGAGCAAACCAGACCUCUUCACGCCAUUGCAUUUGGCCAUUGAGACGGGCAGAUUCGGACUCACUGUCCAAAUGAUGACAUUAUCCGACCCAAAGAGGAAGAAGACCACCAAAUAUAGCGGAUCCAUAGUUCACUUCAAAAAGGAAGACAUCGACGACUUGGACAAAGAAGACAUGCAAUUCGGAGGAACACCUUUGCAUUGGGCUAAACAUAGACGAGCGAUGGAACGACUCAUUGGCUUUGGUUUUGAUUUGAAUGUACGAAAUGUUUUGGGAGAAACAGCUCUUCAUAUAAUGGUUAAGAGGAUGCGACUCAAGUGUCUCAUCGGUUUGCUUUGCUUCGGCGCUAAAGUGAAUAAACCCAACAAAUCGGGUGAUUCUCCCCUUCAUAUCGCCGUUAGAGCAGCCGAUGUCACCUCAUCUCAAGCCCUCAUUAUAUUUGACACAAAAUUUGAUGACAAGAAUAACAACGGCGAGACGGCUCGACAUAUCUCGUCUCAAUUAGAGCACUCGGAUCACCAUAUGGUCCUAUAUUUGUUGACUGCCAUCGGAGCAAAACGAUGUAAUCCCAGCACAAAAGGAUGUAAGACUGGAUGUGCUUACAAUGGCAACUAUGAGGGCAAACCAUACCAUCGAUGGCCUAAUAAUGAAAAUGAAAUGCUUUACACAAAAGUAUUACUCGAACCCAUCAUUAAAGAGGCGCUUAAGAGAAAGCAAACCGAUUCCACACAACCGAGUGGUUCCCGACUGUUGUGUUUGGAUGGUGGUGGAGUUCGUGGUCUCAUAACUUUGCAAAUGUUAAUUGAUUUGGAAAAACAACUGAAAGUUCCGAUCGUAGCCUUCUUCGAUUGGGUGGCCGGCACCAGCACUGGCUCUAUAUUAGCACUACUUCUGUGCACUGGGAGAUCACUGACAGAGAUUAGAGCCAUUUAUUUCAGAUUUAAAGAUAAGAUACUGUCGGGUCCGCGUCCUUACAGUUCCAAGAAUUUCGAGACUUUACUUGAAGAAGAGAUCGGUUCCGAACUGCGAAUGUCUGAUGUGAUGACCAAAUACCACAAACAUCUCAUUGUUAACGCCAUUCUCAUCGACAGAAAUCCAGCAAAGCUUCAUAUCUUUAGAAGUUAUGAGUCACCUGAAGAAGUGCUUGGAUUAUCACAAACUAUGCCCGGAUUCAAGACAUAUCCCAACUAUAAGGAACAAAUAGCGUGGAGAGCGUGUCGGGCAUCGGGUGCUGCGCCGACAUAUUUCAGAGCCAGUGGACCCUUUCUGGACGGAGGACUGGCUGCUAAUAACCCAACACUCGAUGCGAUGACAGAAUUCAAACACUAUAACAACGCUCUAAAAGCUGUCGGAAGGACUAAAGAGGCGAAUGAACUCGAUUUAGUCGUCUCGUUUGGCACCGGAAAGUUUGCUAUCACUCCGGCAGAACCGGUGGAUGUGGUCAGACUGUGGUCUUUCAAUGCCAGAGAGUUGUAUAAAAACACAUUAUAUGUGAGACAAUUAGGAAAUCUGUUGAUAAAUCAGGUUUGCGCUACAGAGGGACACAUCAUUGACCGAGCCCAGUCGUGGUGCAGUGGAAUCAAAACGCCAUACUUUCGGGUCAAUCCGUUAUUAUCAGAAGUGAUAGCAUUGGAUGAGACGUCAGACGUGGAGAUCUGUAACGCCUUGUGGGAGACCAAGGCUUAUAUGUAUGCCAUGAGAGAAGAAGUGCAAAAUAUAAUCACUUUAAUGGCACCGAAAGAGCAAAUAAAUUCACGAACACAACCCUCUAAUAAAGACAAAAUGAAUAAGGGCUCCAAAACUGGAUACACUUUAAACAUAUCCCAAAAUGAUAUACAAAUUCUUUCCAAUACUACUCCAACCAAAGGUGGCAACAAAAGUGAUACU